GUGUUCUCCAGGAGGCACGGAAAAGACAGAGAGACUGUCACCAGACUGUCACCUUUGCAAGCUGUCAGACCUCACAGAGUCUUGGAGGAGAUCCUAGUCUCUAGUUUUAUCCCGGGUAGCAGUGCGGUGCAUUGGACCCACAGCUCCAGAGCCCUGAGGCGAGGCUGGCCCUGAGGUUGGAACCUGGCCAGGAUCGACAAGACCAUGCUGGCGAGUCUGAAGGUCAAGAAGCAGGAGCUGGCCAACAGCUCAGACGUGACCCUCCCGGACCGGCCGCUGUCCCCUCCUCUCACUGCGCCUCCCACCAUGAAGUCUGCGGAGUUCUUCGAGAUGCUGGAGAAGAUGCAGGGGAUCAAGCUCGAAGAGCAGAAGCCGGGACCCCAGAAGAACAAGGACGACUACAUUCCGUAUCCCAGCAUUGACGAGGUUGUGGAGAAGGGAGGCCCAUACCCCCAGGUUAUCCUGCCCCAGUUCGGGGGCUAUUGGAUUGAGGACCCGGAGAACGUGGGCACGCCAACGUCGCUAGGCAGCAGCACCUGUGAGGAGGAGGAAGAGGACAACCUCAGCCCCAGAGCAUUUGGCUACAAGCUCGAGUGCAGGAGCGAAGCCCGGGUCUACCGCAGACACUUCCUGGGGAAGGAUCAUCUAAACUUCUACUGUACAGGCAGCAGCCUGGGGAACUUGAUUCUGUCCAUCCGGUGCGAGGAGGCAGAGGGGAUCGAGUACCUGCGCAUCAUUCUCAGGUCCAAAGUGAAGACAGUACAUGAGCGAAUCCCCUUGGCUGGACUGAGCAAGUUGCCCAGUGUCCCUCAGAUUGCAAAGGCUUUCUGUGAUGACGCGGUGGGGCUGAAAUUCAACCCUGUCCUCUACCCCAAGGCCUCCCAAAUGAUCGUGUCCUAUGAUGAGCAUGAUGUCAACAACACAUUCAAAUUUGGGGUCAUUUACCAAAAAGCCAGGCAGACCUUGGAGGAAGAGCUGUUUGGGAACAAUGAGGAGAGCCCAGCUUUCAAGGAAUUCUUAGACCUGCUGGGGGAUACGAUCACACUGCAGGACUUCAAAGGUUUCCGAGGAGGCCUGGAUGUGACCCACGGACAGACGGGGGUGGAAUCGGUGUACACGAUAUUCCGGGACAGGGAGAUCAUGUUUCACAUCUCCACAAAGCUGCCCUUUACCGAAGGAGAUGCUCAGCAGCUCCAGAGAAAGAGACAUAUUGGGAAUGACAUUGUGGCCAUCAUCUUCCAAGAAGAAAACACACCAUUUGUUCCAGAUAUGAUUGCCUCCAACUUUUUGCAUGCCUAUAUUGUCGUGCAGGCUGAAAACCUGGGCACAGAAACCCCGUCCUACAAGGUCUCUGUCACUGCGCGGGAAGACGUGCCUGCCUUCGGCCCACCUCUGCCCAGCCCCCCUGUCUUCCAGAAGGGCCUGGAGUUCAGGGAGUUCCUGCUCACCAAGCUCACCAACGCGGAGAACGCUUGCUGCAAGUCGGACAAGUUUGCAAAGCUGGAGGACCGGACGAGGGCCGCCCUCCUGGACAACCUUCAUGAUGAGCUCCAUGCCCACACACUGGCCAUGCUGGGACUGGGCCCAGAAGAGGACAAGUUUGAGAAUGGUGGCCACGGGGGAUUCCUGGAGUCUUUUAAGAGGGCCAUCCGCGUGCGCAGCCACUCCAUGGAGACCAUGGUGGGCAGCCAGAAGAAGCAGCACGGUGGCGGCAUCCCUGGCAGCCUCAGUGGGGGCAUCUCCCACAACAGCAUGGAGGUUACCAAGACCACCUUCUCGCCUCCAGUGGCGGUGGCAUCGGCGAAGAACCAGUCACGGAGCCCCAUCAAGCGGCGCUCGGGGCUCUUCCCCCGGCUGCACACCGGCUCCGAAGGCCAGGCGGACAGCCGGACACGAUGUGACAGUGCACCCAGCACCCCCAAGACCCCGGAUGGUGGACACUCUUCACAGGAAAUGAAGUCUGAGACCUCAUCCAAUCCCAGCUCUCCUGAGAUCUGCCCCAACAAAGAGAAGCCCUUCAUGAAGUUGAAGGAGAACGGCCGAGCCAACAUCUCUCGUUCUUCCUCCAGCACCAGCAGCGUCAGCAGCACCGCAGGGGAGGGCGAGGCCAUGGAGGAGUGUGACGGUGGGAGCAGCCAGCCGCCCACAACCUCACCCUUCAAGCAGGAGGUGUUUGUCUACAGCCCGUCCCCAAGCAGCGAGAGCCCUGGCCUGGGAGCAGCUGCCACCCCUAUCAUCAUGAGCCGGAGUCCCACAGAUACUAAAAGCAGAAACUCUCCGAGGUCAAACCUGAAAUUCCGCUUUGAUAAGCUCAGCCAUGCCAGCUCCAGUGCGGGUCACUAAUGUGAAAGAAGAGUCUUUCGUCUGUCAGAGGGAAGCCCAGAUUCUGUUCCGGAGAAGGCUCCUAUUCCACCCGUUUGGGGGUGCCGUCCACUCCUCUGACCGCCACAGGCCGGCUGCCCACCUGGCCCCACCUGCCCAGCAGGCCAGCUGCCUGGUCCGGAGCCCCGGCCCAGCCACAGCCCUGCCGGCCCUUCUCCAAGACGCCCUGCAAGCACCUCCCCACCCUGGACAAGGCUGCCCUUCCUCGCGGGCUUCCCCAUCCUGACCUCCUCCUGGUGUGAUGUCUUUCUGGGUCAUCUGUCAUCUCGUUUUGUUUGCAGAGGAAAAGGGAGUUGGGCAAGGGCAGGGAUGGGGGGCAUCAGAGCCUGGGAGUGGGUUCAGUCUGCCUCAGGGGCAGAGAGAGGGGUGAGGCGGGGAGCAGGGGGCCAGCAGCAGGACACUGCAACCCCAUCGAGGCAAAGGCUGGCCCUGUCUGUCCUCAGCACAGUGCCAUCGCCUUCUUGGACAUGGCAGGCAGGAGCCUAUAACCACAGCAAGGGCGUGUGUAGUGGUGGUAGCGGGACUGCUUUUCUAGGAGCCAAGAUUUGUAGGAAGGAAAUCCUCAAAGUUGUCCCAGUAAAAUGGGCUCUAUUGCUCGCCACAUCAGUGGGGGCUCUGGAACAUCUAUUUGCUUCUGUGCUCAGAGCUUCUUACCCAUCUGCCAACACAGGCCUGGUGCUGCCUCUGGUUCCUGCUGCCGGUGCAUCCCGAGAGGGGCAUGGGUUUAUUUGCAGGCUUAGAAGCAGUGCUGGGCAAUGCGUGUGAGGGCCACUGCCACACUCCCUUCCCUGUGGUGGAAAUGUUUUGUCCUACCUAAUUCCAUGCAGGCUUCUCAUUGUCAUUGCUCUGGGGAAAGCCCAUGUCAGUGGACACUUUUCCGUGAGGGGAGGUGGGCAGCCAGGAGUGAGAAGACAUCCAGUGCUUGGGUUUCGUGGGCUUUGGUUGAUGAAAAGCCCAGGCCUGGAGGCCGGGCAGGGUCCUCUGGUUGUGGAGGCUCAUGGGGGCACAAAUACUCACAUCGCCUGCUUUGCAGGCUGAGCCAGAGCAGCAGGGUGGGGGCUGACAUGUUAGGAUCUGGUCAGGCCAAUGAGUGGGGAGUAGAACUUGGGGAGGUGGGGAGGGGGGAAGCCCAACAUCCUUCAGCAGCUGAUGUCCCAGCAUCAGAAGGGGGCCACGCGCUGCCUUGGGGGCUGUUUCCGGGGAUCGUGUCCUGCCGCCUAGCCAGGUCUCGCUCCCCUAAUCCUCCCCUCACUGCUGGUCGGUGAGCAGUCAGCGCUUCUGCAGGAAUCUUGCAGCCCAAGCUCCAGUUGGAGCCACCUUGGCUGGGGUGAGCCAGCUUGCUCUGGCUUCUGGUCCACGUGAUUCUGGAGUGUGACAGGUUGUUUUCGUGACUGGCCUUGUUGGGGUUUAGGGUGGAGUGUCCUCCAAGUGAAAUAUAAAGUUCAAGGGCAGAUCCUUGGACGUGGUGCAGCUUCAAGGGCACCUUGCAUGUCUGUGGUGCAGACCUGCCAGGUAAGGCUGGCUGGGCCUAUCUGCUUUGCUGAGCAGAUGCCAGAGGGAUUUCCAGCCAGAUGCUUUAUUUGCACUGGGAGCUGGGCCUGUUCCCAACGCCAGACACAUCCAUGUUACACUUUUGGAGACUGAUGUGACAAUUUCCCCGUUGCUUUUGCCAUUAGAGAAAAAUCUUGGUCCUUUGGACCCACUCACGUGGAAAUUGUGGGGUCCCCUUUGCAAGCUGGGUUGACCACUCCCAUUUCAUUUUUUUGGGAAAUGUGUUUAUGUAAAGUACUAGUCCAGUGAAAUUUAUUUGAGCCAGAAGGUCAACAGAGUAUAUGUUUAGCUUUAUUGGGUCCUAUUAAACAUCAUUUUAGCAGUGGCCACUGCUGGAAUGAGGCCUGUGGAUCUGGCAGUUGUUCUUUGGCUAGGUUUCUGAAGGAAUUUGAAAGGUCUAACUGCAUUUCUUUUAAAAAUACCCCAGCAUUGUGGCUGAGUCUCUCUGGGUAGUUAGUAUCUGUAGCUGCUUGGUGACCAUGCUGUGCCGUAUCAUGGUCUGGAGGCUUUCUGAGGUUUCUAGGUUGUCCCCAGUCUGUCCCAUUUGGGAACCUCAUACCCACUCCUCCCUCUGCUGCUCUGUCUUCUCCCCCCAUCCCUCCCAGCUCCUGGGAAGGCUUUGCCUCUGCCCCCUGAUGGCUGGGUGUGUCUGAAGCAACUGGGAGGCACAGGUAUGAUCCCUGAGAAGCAAAGACCUGAAAAGUCUCCACCCUCUGUUUGCUUUUGGGGUGCUCUGGGCAGGAUCUGGGUCUUGCCUCUCCAUCUCUAGAAAGUCCAUCCCGUGGCUUCUGAAGUGCACCCUGCCCGCCUACCCGAGUCCCAGUGCUGAGAUGGGUGGUGGGGGGACAGGGAUGGGCUCGGUGUCCCCUCCCUCCUCUGGACCGUGGGACAGGCAGCACAGGCUCCCAGGAGCUGUUUCCCCCCACACUCUGCCUACCUCUGCUCCGAUCCAUUGUGUUUUUUCUCUUAUUUCUGCUCUUGGUCUGGGUGCUCAACGAUUUGCUCAAGUCUCACUGGUCCUGUGACUAGACUCAUUUAGAUGGUGCUCUCGCUGGCAUGUGAGGCGGCUCCACUCGUCAUCUCCAAAAGGAAGGGUGUUUCCUGGUCGUGUCUCUGGCUCUGGUGACUGCCUGAAAAAAGAAAAACAAACCAAAAAAGCCCCCAAACUUUCAGGCACCCAUAUGCCUCCAGCUAACUUGAUGCUUUAAAAACAGAUGCAGAAGGAGCUCUAGAUAGAAGGUCUUAGCCAGAGUUUCUGUCUAUGCUAAUGAAUGCAAAUGGUGUUUCUUAAAAAAUAUUCUGUGGUUCAGCCUUGUUAGCAUCAUCUGGAGGCUCAAGCCUCCUGGGACAUUGUACAUCUUCUAGUCCAACCAAGGCAUCAUACACAUGGGAAAAGUCAGCCCCCAGGAGGGGAAGUAACUCCCUAGGGGUCACACAGCCAGCGGGUGGCAAAGUGGGGCCUCGAACCCACCCCCCAGCCUUCUGUCCUGUGCACCGCCUACGGGGGUGGUUGAAUAAGUGGCUGUACUUCCCGGGGGCCUGGGUUGGAAGGAGCCAGUGAGCUGGUGCUCGGGACUGGCCAUGAGGCAUCAGCUGUCAAGGCUGCUGGUGGGGCCUCAGUCUCUGUUCUUUACCUCAGGAAGGAGAUUCUCUUGCGUUUUUCAGGGAAGGCCUUGGGGUUUUGGAUGCAGCUUGAGUAAAGAAAAUGCGAAGGGAGUGUGAUUGCUGUGAACAGGGCCUCUCUGGCUCAGGCAAUUAAGAGGUAACAUUGGAUCCCCAACCCUGGUGUGAGUGGGGAUGGAGGCCAGGGCAAAGGGGCAGCUUACCAACCCUCAGCUUUCCCUUUUUAGAUUAAGAAGGAAAGUAGUAACAAAACAAAACACAAAAAAACCCUCCAGUUUUCCCUCAUUCUUAGACAAAGGUGGUUCAUAAAAAUUGAGGCUCAAGUGACAAGGCAGGAGAAGAGCCCGUUUCACAUUCUUAGCUUGAUCCUUUAAGGUGCCAAGUCAAACACUACCUUUCCCUUUCAUUUCUAAGUCAAUAGAGACGGGUCUGUUGUGGGGGAAUGGUUGGGGUCUCAGGAAGAUCCUGCUACUGUGGUGGGACCACAGCCAGGUAGCCAUGCUCAGGACCCCCCGGCUUCUCCCCCAUGCUCAGGCCCCCCCUGAUUCUCCCCCACAGCCACCCCUUUCUCAAAGAUGAGGGCGGGUCUGUAGGCAUUAGCCAAGGCUGUCCCCACAGCCUGCUGGGGGCUGGCGGGGGCAUACUUCUGCCAAGCUCUGCCUUCUGUUUUACCACCAGCCUCUUGCCCACCCCAACCCUACAUCACCCCGCUUUCAGCUGGGCUCGGUCCUCAGGGAGGGCACCCCUAUGGACCCCUGUGGGAGGAAGAAGACAACCCCUCCAGGGCCAAGGGCAGCAGAUCCCUGCCUUGCGAGUGGCUGUGGGGCCAGUGGCUCUGCCCUGUGCCUUACUAGCCCCGGGGAGAGGGUUUUUGGCGGUAACACUGGAAUUGAAUUGCCAUCGUCUUUGAUUUUGUGAUGUUUCUGCUUGGAAGGGCUAACUUCCCCUGCCCGCUCCUUAGCAUGUGUGCUGAUUCUCUUGUCCUGGAUGUUACCCUUGGCGCUCCAGCCUGAGGAGUGCUGACGUUUAAGUGUGACGCGAUUCCUGUGUGUGAUACAACCUAAGAACUGUAACUCUGAAAUGAUGAUGCAUAUGAUGGUGAUUUUUCUUUCUUUCCUCUUCGCGAGGAGGUGAUUCGUAGACCCUGAUUGCCUAUGUAAUGUAAAUAGUGUACAUUUAAUUUAUUGCUAUGGUAGCAUAUUGUAUUUGUUAAUGUAUAAAACAAAUUCUAAAAGGUUGACAAAUGUAUAUUUUGUUGCUUAAAUGUGUCUUUGCAGAAAUUGACAAUAAAUAACAUAUUUUGUGUC
Choloepus didactylus (southern two-toed sloth) is the source of this 6863-nucleotide messenger RNA. It is a transcript of the gene RAP1GAP2, whose product is annotated as RAP1 GTPase activating protein 2. Gene Ontology annotation, biological process: activation of GTPase activity; regulation of small GTPase mediated signal transduction. Gene Ontology annotation, cellular component: plasma membrane; cytoplasm. Bases 205 to 2343 code for a protein of 712 amino acids. Lineage: Eukaryota; Metazoa; Chordata; Mammalia; Pilosa; Megalonychidae. The transcript has 25 exons. The record is from RefSeq and is a predicted model, not a curated record. Gene Ontology annotation, molecular function: GTPase activator activity.